GGCCCGCUGGGCAGCCCAGCAGAUUCCGGUUUUUCCAAUUAUUCAGCGCCUGGAAACUGAGCUGAGACGUCAAGGAGCGUAAAAAUUAAUUUUAUCCCUCUGUUUCCUCCCAGCAAAGCAGAGCCACUCGGGGCAGGUUUGCUUCUGGUGGAAGUGGCAACGUGGAGCCGCGGCCUGAGCGACACAGUCAAAAAAACUAGUUUUUUCAGGGUUUGUGUUUGUCUGCCUUAUCUGGGUAACACGUAAGCAAACGAUGAGUGAAUGAGAAUUGGACUAGAUAAAUCCUGUUCCACGGACGUGCAGCAGGCCUGAUUAAUGAAGUUUUAUGUGCAUGUAAAAUCCUACUCUUGGAGAGGGAAGCUGCUUUCCUUUGCUGAAAAGAAAGAAGUUUCUCACUAUCAAAUGAAAGACCAGGGACGCCUUAUUAAAGGUGAAAUAAUGCCAGUACUAAGGCAGCGUCCCAGUCCUCGUAAUUACAGGCUGUGCCAGCUUCAUACCGACGUCAGGGGCAGCAGAGGAAUGUGGAGAUUUCAUGAGCCGGUUGCAAGCAUAUUUGCAAGCCUGGUUUUCUGUUAUAUUCCCGCAGUACCCUUCUGGCCGAGGAUAAAAAACAGCACUGCACGCUUUCUAGCGCAUGACCUAGCCCUAGGACAGUCUCCUUUGCACUGAAAAUAUAUACCGACCCAAAAUGCUCUAUAGAAAGGGAGCUGCAAGAAACCUUGAGCUCCUGCCUCCAUCACUUCUAUCUCUAUUGUCUGCAGCAGAUGCGUGCCUAAUCUGUUCUGAAAAAUCUCCGUUGCUGGAGAUUUUAUCUCCUUUCUCAGCACUGUGUUUCAGCCCUCGUCUGUCCUUACAUCUGGAACGUUUUUCCCAAUGUCUAAUCCAAAUCUCCCUCCCUUGGUGCAGUCUAGGCCCAUUCGUCCUCAUUCUUUGUCCAGUAGGACUCUCUUUUUUGUGCUGCAGCUUUUUCUGAAUAAGGGAUAUUUCUUGUCGCUCCUCUUAGCCGUUGUGUGUGGAUUGAUGAGGAGGACGUGAUCCCUCUCGGAGGGAUCGGACGGAGAAUUGUUCGUCUUUCCUGUGAAAGCUCAAAGGUUUCUGUCCAGUCUGUGCAUGCACCCAGAGCUGAAUGUUUGGGUGAAGUUUAUAAACAGAUGAAAUGGAAAAUAUACCUCUCACUUAGAGCAGUUCACCUACUGUCGUUGCUAACAUCGUGUCGCUUUUAUGACGUGAUAAUUAAGGAAAAUGUAGUUGGUGCUAGUGAGGUCAGUGAAACUGGUCACCAGAGUAAAACCAAAUGUGGGAGAUGACUGUGGGUUCACCACCUUGAGUGACCCACAGUUUGCCUUGAGAGCGAAACCUCAGCUAACGUCCACCCCCAGACAGCUCUUAGCUUGUUCCUCCAAAGGAGGCUCCAGAUCCAGCAACGUCCCUGGGUCUCGGUGGGGAAGGAUAGAUGUGGGGAUAACAGGUUACUGGAGAAGAGAAACACAGUGGUGAGCCUGCUCUGCCACCAAGCCACAGGAGCUGGUGGGGAGAGCGGGCAGAUGAUGAGUUACGGGUUGGGAUGUUUUUAAUAGGCAGCACAUGGGUUAUACGUGCGCAAACGCGGUCAUUGCUAGAUGUGGGGUUGCAGGCAGGCUGAGAUGGGCUGUCCACUGUGUUCAUUUGUCAUUUGUACCCCGCUGGCCUGGCUUUCCAGGAGCACGCGUGCAAUCCAUGCGAGGCACAGCUCUAAAACUGCGGGACGGGGAACGUGCCGUUCUGAUGGGGAGAUCUGGCAGGUGAUGAGUUACUGGUUGGGAUGUUUUCUCUUUCUGGCUUCCGUGGCUCUUGUCUGACAAGUGCAAGGCUUGUGUUUAGUGAAGGAACAGAAAGCAGCAGGCUGUCCUGAGGUCACAUUAAUGGCUUUGCUCCCUUCCAUCCCUCUUGUAACACGGUGUAAACUUUCCAUGUAGAAAAAGCAUUGACCUGCCUGGCUGCUGUCCUGCUCUGGACCCUCUAAAACUGGCAGAGGGACAGCAAAGGGUCCCAGAAGCAGUAGCCAAGGAUUUUUGUGCAGAGGGGACUGAGCAUGGGCUCCACUCAGGCCUUCAGUCAGCCUUUCAUGUAAGAGUGAGACCAGAGGGGUCUGUCCAGUGUUACGAGCCGGGUUCUUCUCUGGGGUGCCAGGCAAAUCCAAGGAAUUUUAAAUAAGAAGGCCCAGAGUCCUUCUGAGAUGGGCUUGAGUUCCCCCUGCCUCUCCUAAGAGAGGAUGCUCACGCUUUCUCACUGCCCAGGCUGGGCUCAUCGUCCUGUCCUGGCCAGCUCCAUCUGCCACUUCUGCCCGGCAGUGAUGGUUCAUGGCCCUUCCUGAACGGGCCCUGGCCUGCUGAUCUCACAGCCUUCUCCUUAGUAAGCUGAGGAUAUUUGGGCUGGAUGAAAGGGCUGUUAGAUGGGUUCAAAACUGGCUGAACUGCUAGGCUGAAAGGGGGGUAAUCAGUGGCUGGUAGGUGAUUCGCUGGCGAUUUGCUGCCUGCAGCCACAAAUGCCCACCUGGGUGACAGGGGUAGGACUGGCCAGGGUAAGAAAAGCUCGUCUGACCCUGUGUGGUUUCAGGAAGACAACAUUUCAAGUGCACCCUGUUUUUCCCGCUUGUUUUAGCGGACUGUUAUUGCUGGGGCUUCCAGAGGCUUGUCUAGUUACACGAAGAGGAAUUUCCAGCUUCAGAGUUGUGUCUCAGCCCCUUCAUCCUUUGCUAGCGUGAAUGGUCCUGGCUAAACAGGCCCUAAAAGUCCAGUUAACACAUAUGGGAGAGUGGUUGAACACUGGACCAGGUUGCCCAGACAGGUUGUGGAGUCUCCACCCUUGUAGAUAUUCAAAACCCAACUGGACACAGUGCUGGGCAACCUGCUCUAGCUGACCCUGCUUGAGCUGGGGUUUGGACUAGACAACCUCUAGAGGCCCCUUCCAACCUCAACUAUUGUGCGAGGUGCACACAUUCAUAUUACCUGCAUGAAAAAACAAUGCUGCAAAAUCUCAUGGAUCUGUAUGCGAUGUGUGGUGAACCUCGGGUAAAGCCUCUGAAUGCAGGUGAGACAAUAAAGCCUAGGACUUCUGCUUGGAGGAGGUCUUGCGCCUUCAGCCAGCAAAGUUUCCUCCUAGCUUUGAGUAGUUUUAGCACAUCAGUUCUCCCUCCUGUUAGCUCACUACAGGAUCACUGCUAGCGCUGAGCUACAUUACUUCAGACAGGUCAAUUGACGCUACAGCUGACUUUAAAUCAUGCUUCAAGUUCAGAUGUUAGAACAAAAGCCGUCAGGCCUGUACAGCACUGUCUCUCCCGUUAAUGUAGCUGCCCUGUGUUUCUUUCAGGACUCCUCUGAUGAUGGCUUGCACCAGGCAAAACCUGGAGGUGAUCAAACUUCUCGUGGAGCAUGGAGCAAACCCGCUGCUGAAGAACAAGGACGGCUGGAAUUGCUUCCACAUUGCGAGCCGGGAGGGCCAUCUCCAUGUCCUCCAGUACCUGCUGGCUGUAUCCCCAGGCAGCUGGGACACGGAGAGCACGAUAAAGAGGACGCCCUUGCACACAGCGGCGAUGCACGGCCGUUUCGACGUGGUGGAGCUGCUCCUGGAGCGGUGCCAGUACAAACCUGACAGCAGGGACAACUGUGGAGUCACUCCCUUUAUGGAUGCUAUCCAGAACGGGCAUGUCAACAUUGCCCGGCUGCUCCUGCAGAAACACCAGGCCUGUCCUUCAGCUGUAGACGCGUUGGGCGCUCAGGCUCUGCACCUUGCAGCCAUCACGGCCCAGGAUGGAGCCAUCCGCUUCCUCGUCUCCGAGCUGGGUGUUGAUGUUAAUGAGAGAGCGACGGCCCUCCAACUCACAGCGCUCCACUACGCAGCCAAGGAAGGACACGUGCGCACCAUUGAGACGCUGCUGUCCCUCGGCGCCGACGUCCACGCGAAGGAUGGGAAGAGCCGUUCUGCCCUGCACAUGGCCUGCGCAGGGCAGCACGCAGCUGCCGCACGGAUCCUGCUCCGCGCUGGGCUGCGGGACUCCCCGGACAGCACGGGCACCCUGGCACGGCAGCUUGCAAGGAAGCCGGAUGUCAUCCAGCUUUUCCAAGAAAUGGAUGUUAGUACGUGAAACCAACCGAAGAACUGUUACAUUUCCGCAUGGGCUGAGCUACACCUCUUCAGCUCUGCUUGUGCAGCAGCCAGCACGUCUAAACGGCUGAGACCGCUCAAGGAAAGUGCUCCGGGCGCCCCAGGCAGAUGACCUCUGGGGACCUGUAUGGCUAGAAGCCAUUGAGCCUGCCUGGCUCUUCAUGGGAUGUUUCCAUACAUCCUGAAGGGAAAGAAAAACCUGGACCAUUGAUUUCUAAAGCCUUCUAUAGACCUCCUCUUCAUGAACCUGUUAAAUUACUUUAAGUGACCUCCUCUUUCAGUAGCAUCCUGGAGGAGGCCAAGCGUGGUGCAGCAUAAAUGAGCUCUUGGUGACUCUCCCUUCACCAGGAUUGAGAGCUGCAGUGAGCAGUGCACGAAAGCUUCGAGCGACCUCUGCGUCUUACAUCCUUUCUGUGGGCCAAGCCUGAUCCCAAAGCCUGCUGAAAUAGAAAGAAAGACCUAAGCCUUGUGGUGACAUCAAGGGUCUUCGGAUCAGACUGAAAAAGAGCUAUUUGUUAUCGCAGACAACCUUGCUUGGCACUUCUCACCACCAAUGAACUUUAAAAAACCAAACAACUCACACUUUGAAGUGCAUAGGGAGAUGGCUUAAUAUUUCAUGCGGCUGGUAAGUCUCUAACAGUCUGCAAUAUGCGUAAAGCUAAGAGCUGCUGUUGCUGUUUGGUUUUAUAUAUAUCUAGAAUUAAAAGCUUGGUUGCACAUUGAAACAUAACAUGCUCUUAUCUCUAUGUAAUGUCAAGGCAUGGAAAAGAAUGGGAUUCUGCAGUUUUGUUGAUAGCAAACGAUAAAAAUCAGACAGGCCUAUAACUGAGCAGGCUAGGCUUGUGUUUUGCUCUGCUUUACGCUUGGCCCCAAGCCAGGGUGGUCACAUCACGGUUUGAUGCAUGGCCUGCAGGUUCCGUCCCGGUUGGGUUUGAGACGACGCUGAGCUCCGUUCGAGCGGGAAAUUUCCACCUUGCGGUCCCUCGAGCGCGAUUCGCCACGAGGACCCUGAGCCAGAGGCACAACAGCGUUCCUCUGGGCCCUUUUAAACCGGAGCGCAACUGGGCGGUUUGCAGGACGCCGCAGUGCUGGGCAGCAGCUUGCCAGGGCCUCUAACCGGCAGGGCUGUAUUUGUUGUAGGGUGGUGGCUUGCUCCAGUUUCUAAAUAUCCUUGUUGGAGGAUUUUUGGAAGAGGCUGCCGCUGCCCCGGGAGCAGGUCCUGCCUGCAAAGCCCUGCUUUGGGCCCUGCAGAUAUACAGCAGUCUUUCCCUGUCUUGUUUCCUCGUCUGUGAAAGGAAGGAGAUUCUUUUCCACCAGGGAGGGAAAAUAAAUUAAUGCUGGAAGGUGCUAACGGCCCAGGGCGAAGGAAGCUGUAUCAGCCCCUGGACAGGCGAGGAAGCGGCUUUAUUUCUCUCAAGAUCCUGAAUGCUUCUGUAAAUCUGGCCCUGGCCUCCAUAAAGCAGAUCAGGAAUACUGCGGCCUGGUCUGCAUGAGUGCCAGGGGCUGCUUUAUUCCCAUUUUUCAUGGUUCUCACAACCCAGGAAGUAGGUAUUUUUCCCCUCUUGCCCUGCUGAUGGACACAGACUGCUUGCGAGUCUUUUAUGAGAAAGCAAAGGAGAAUGUUUUCAUGUAUCUGCUUCUAGUUUUCCUGGCCACAGCAAAGACCUUGGAAAUAUAAAAGGGAAUUUGCAUUAUUUGUAAGGUGUUUUAUGAUUUCUGAAGGCUUCUGCACAGUAGCAGGAGGCCUCUCCGCCUGGGCAGCUCCUGGGCCUGGGAGCUACGAGACCGCGCUCUCGUCCGAGAGAGAGAUGUAAUUCCACGUCCUCGGUAACGUUUAUUAUUUACCCUUCUCUCAAAUCUGUG
Molecule: messenger RNA, 6006 nt
Organism: Struthio camelus australis
Lineage: Eukaryota; Metazoa; Chordata; Aves; Struthioniformes; Struthionidae
Source: RefSeq, a predicted model, not a curated record